Molecule: messenger RNA, 1326 nt
Organism: Didymodactylos carnosus
Lineage: Eukaryota; Metazoa; Rotifera; Eurotatoria; Philodinida; Philodinidae
Source: the annotation of a GenBank genome assembly
AUGCCACCAUUAUUAUCGACAGAGUUGAGUUAUGAAGAUUUAUUGAAAUAUUAUCGAAAUAAAAUAAGUUGGUUAUUAACACGUUUAUCAAAAAUUAAUGCAAAUGAUUGCAAAGAAUAUGUUCAAAAACAAUGUCAAAAUAACGAGACAAAUGGUGAUAUUUGUUUGGAUGAAUGGCAAAAUUCAUCAGAAAAAUGUUAUCAAGAUUUAAUAUCACAGAUCGAUCGUUUUAAACGUGUUGAAUGUGAACAUUUUGAACGUUAUUUAGCUUUGGUAAAUGAAUCAUUAUCUGGUAUUGGAUUAUUUUUAACAAAACAUCGUCAAGCAGAAAUGGAAAAUGAUUUAAUAACAUUUCAAAAAGAAUUAGAUUAUUUAAUUAUUGAUUUACAAAUGACAUCAAAUUCAGAUACAAAAUCAGUCCAAUUUAAAAAUUAUUUUUACUCAUUAAAUGGUCUAGAUUUUAAACAUAUGAGACAAAUUGGACAAUCGAAUAAUAUUGAUAAUACAACAAUAAUGGCUGCAUCAUCUUCAUCGAUUUUAUUUUGUUCUCCUCAUUUGAAUUUAUUACAAAUUUAUAAUGAUAAUUUGACUAUGGUAAACAAAUUUUAUUGGCCAUGGAAAAGAGCUGGUCAACUUGUUGAUGUCAAAUGGUUUGAUUUAUUUGAUAAAUAUUUAAUUCUUGUUCAAAAAUCUUCUUUACCUCAAACAAAAUAUUUAUUUUAUCUAAUGUCAAAUGAAACAUAUGUUGUGGAUUUAAUUUAUUCUUUAUCAUCGAGUCAAGGAGUUGGUGAUAAAGUCGCUGGUUUAACAACAUUUAAUUGCUAUGUAUUAGUUGCAUAUAAUAAUGAUGAACAAAAAACAUCAUAUUUACAACGAAUUGAAAUUAAAACAAAAAAACGACUAGUGGGAAAUAUGGAAACAGAGCCAAAAAAAUAUUUAGCAAAUACAAAUCAAAUUCUUCGAUAUAAAAUGGCUGAUUCGAUUGUUAAAUUAUGUUCAAAUAAAUAUUUUGUUGUUUUAUUAUUAUCAAAUCCAUUACGAUUAGAAAUUCGUUCUGAACAUUUGACGCUUAUUAAUUGUUUAUAUUUAGAUGUAGAUGAUAUGGGCGGUCAAAUAAUGGGAAUAUCAAGUGAUCAACGUUUCUCAUUUAUUUUAAUUCUUGAUCAACAACUUAUUUCAUUUGAUCAAAAUGGUUUUAUUUGCUUUUAUAAUUAUGAAAACGAUGAAAAUGAAACAAUCUUAAACGGAAUCAUUUAUAAGCAAAAUCAACUUGUUGUGAAAACAACAAAACAAUUAAAAAUUUAUGAACUAUGUCAAAAAUAUUAA